CCAAGCUUUGUCUGUGUCCCGAGCCACACGAAGGUGCGACCAAAAAGGACCCUGGCAAUGAUCUCACUGGAGCUAAAUUUUAAUGUUUUAACAAGAGACUUGUCACAUUAUUUGGAGAACCAAGUUAAAGUCGGACUGUUCGGGUCUGGAGUCGGACUGUCACUAGUUCUCGGUUUCAGCGCUGCAUACGCUUGCUAUUACUUGAUCUCUGUAGCCAAGAAACCACAGCUCAUUGCUGGAGGAAAGAAGUUCUAUCAGUUUCUUAAGGACCAGUGUCCUGUGGUGUCUGAAACGUAUUACCCCACGUUCUGGUGCUGGGAGAGCCGUGUUCAAACGCUGCUGAGACCAUUUGUCACCGCGAAGCCGCGUGUGUGCUACAGAAAUGAGCUCAUUAGAGCACCAGAUGGAGGCCAGAUUUCCUUGGAUUGGUUUGACAACGAUGAAAGCGUGUCCUACCCUGAUCCGUCCACACGCCCCACUGUUCUACUGCUUCCGGGCCUGACUGGCACCAGCCGCGAGUCCUACAUCCUGCACAUGGUCCAACAGAGCCGAGAUCUGGGUUAUAGAUGUGUGGUGUUCAACAACAGAGGAGUUUCUGGGGAAAAACUUUUGACUCCCAGGACGUACUGUGCUGCAAACACAGAGGAUUUGGAGAUGGUUAUUGAUCAUAUUCAGAGGACCAAUGAGGCUGCUCCGCUCAUGGCUGCUGGCGUCUCUAUGGGAGGGAUGAUGCUGGCUAACUACCUUGGCCGGAAAGGUCGGGAAACCUGUCUGAAGGGGGUGGUGGUUUUCUCGGCGGGCUGGGACGUUUUCGAAUGCACAGCUUCGCUGGAGAAACCUCUUGACCGUUUUCUCUUCAACUCCUAUCUGACCAGCUGCCUGCAGGCCUCUGUGGACCGACAUCGGCCUGUGUUUGAGAAGCUUUAUGAUAUUGACCAUGUGAUGAAGGCGAAGACCAUCCGAGAGUUUGACGAGCGUUUCACAUCCAUAAUGUUUGGAUAUCCCACCAAUGACGAUUAUUACCGUGAUGCUAGUCCUAUUCACAGGCUCAAGUCUGUGCAGAUACCAAUGCUGUGUCUCAAUGCAGCAGAUGACGUCUUCUCUCCCAAUCACGCCUUUCCAGUGGAGAUGGUGAGACAGAACCCCCACUUGGCCCUGCUGAUCACCUGUCACGGAGGACACAUCGGUUUCCUGGAGGGCCUCUGGCCCCGUCACAACACUUACAUGGACCGGGUCUUCAGACAGUUCACCAAGGCUGUGUUUGAACAAGGCAGCAGUCUCAGAGACCUUUAAUGUCACUGCUGUCUUCUCCUGUACCAUCCACAAACAGCAACAAGCAAAAAAAAAAAAGAAAGAGAAAAAAAAAACGAGAGAGAUAAAAGGAUUUCCAAAAAUCCUCUUUUAAUUUACACAGUCAUGUGUUUUUUGGUUUGUUUGGCCUAUUGUUCAUUAACUCAUCGUUAAUCCGUCCAGACCUUGAUAUCCGUCCAUUUUCAAAGUAAUGGAUAGACUAAUCAAUCAGUAUCCAUCCAUCUUUACCUCAUGAAAUACUUUUUUUUUUUUUGGCUUACAAUUCUGGUGCAGAGGAACUGCCAUGCUGUGGUGGUUUUCAGCUCUGGAUCUAUGGCAGUAUUUUGUAAGGCAGGUAUUAGUGAAAGCUAAUGAUCAUUGAACUGAUCAGUAUGACAGAGAUACCUCUGCCCUGUCACCUCAUUGUGAGCACGGAGAGGCAAUCCUGUGCAAGAGUUGUUUUUGGUAUUACUUGAAGUGCUUUGUCAUAAUGCCUUUACAAUGCAGUCAGAAACAUAACAUGAGACCAGUUACAGCAGUUAGAUAUGAAUCAACAGACAGCUUUUUAUUACAAUAUCAUUCACUUAGUAAAAAAAAAAAAAAGGUCCAGUGUCCAUUACAUGAACCUCUUUUUGUUUUUCUUUUUGAUAUGUUGUCGUUGUUUUUUAAUCGAAAUAGAUAUAUUGAUAUUGAGUCACUGUAGUACUGUCUCUGAAUACAGAAAUUGUAUGUGGUCUAACCAGUCCUCCGGUAACCGGUCCUCCAGUCUGCUUCAUGCUUGUAGCUCUGUAGCCCUCAGGGAUGUCUUUUAUCUCAAUCUUUCUGUCCUCAGUUUUUUCUUGUUUUUUUCCCCAUUUGUCUGCCAGACACUAAUAUUAACACUCUGCAUGUACUUUUCCCCAACUCUGUAGCAGCGCUCACCCUGAUUAGUACUGUAGUACAAAAUAGGGAAAAAAAAGAAAAUAAUAAUAAUUUAAUAAGAAUGUCAAGGUAUGUGAAAUUGCACUGUUUUAGUUCAUAUUUGGAACCUCAGAACUCCCGCAGUCACAGCAACCGUAUUUCAGUGGACUUGCAGCCUCAAGGCUCCCAAAUAACUGAAGUCCCAGUACCAGUUGUUACUCGUAGCCUGUUGCUGACUGCUCGACAAAGUCUUAAACUCAACUCUACCACCUCAUUGUUCCCCCUUGCUUUAGGGAUAAGAAGUUUUGCUUGCACUUAAAUGAAAGGAGAAAUGAUGCUUUUCGAUCUUACGGUAGCAUGAUGACAGCUUACCAUGUGCUGCGACGUUAAAUGAAUAGAGAGUUAACCAUAAAUUAAUCGUGUUGUACGUGUAGUGCAGCUGUGAAUGUUCUACAAAAAAUGACCUUGCUGUCAAUGUUGGAUCAAAUAUGUCGCGGUUAAUCAAACCAAAUGCCGUUAACUCGCUCAUUUGAAAGUCCUUACAAAGCCUGUUGUAUGUGAUUUGUCAAACAGCUCUUUGUGCUCUAAGAAAGGUUUAUGUAUGCUCUUUUUUCAAAAUGUGUAACAUGACCCGGUCUUAUGAAGAAAAUUCAAUGUACACUGUAACAAUCUGUCCAUUGUAUUAAGCUUCAUUUUCUUUGCAUUUGACUGUCAAACGUGACUGCUUUAGUGGACUCUUGUAUCAUUUUUGCUUCUUGACCAGUCUUUCAGCAGCAUGUGUCACCGUCCCAAGCAUCUUGAACUGUAAUCACUUGGAUCAUCAGCAUAAUCUGUAGCACAACAGAUAUAUUUUUCCAUAAACAAUGUACUGUCUUUCCUUUCAGAGGUUUGUAAAAGGAUUGUCUAUUUCACUUGUGCAGCAAUAAGGUUUUAAUAUGAGAUUGUUCAUGUAGUCUAAGUAAAUGCACGUGUACUUAUAUGAAUUAUGAGUGCAUAUGCGAUCUUAAAGUAAAUUAUGAAAUUAA
Molecule: messenger RNA, 3215 nt
Organism: Chanos chanos (milkfish)
Lineage: Eukaryota; Metazoa; Chordata; Actinopteri; Gonorynchiformes; Chanidae
Gene: abhd3
Product: abhydrolase domain containing 3, phospholipase
Exons: 9
Coding region: 58-1293 (411 amino acids)
Biological process (GO): medium-chain fatty acid biosynthetic process; phosphatidylcholine metabolic process; medium-chain fatty acid catabolic process
Molecular function (GO): monoacylglycerol lipase activity; glycerophospholipid phospholipase A1 activity; A2-type glycerophospholipase activity
Source: RefSeq, a predicted model, not a curated record